This is a messenger RNA of Boleophthalmus pectinirostris (great blue-spotted mudskipper), 869 nucleotides long. It is a transcript of the gene gpm6aa, whose product is annotated as glycoprotein M6Aa. The transcript has 7 exons. Gene Ontology annotation, biological process: neuron projection development. Lineage: Eukaryota; Metazoa; Chordata; Actinopteri; Gobiiformes; Gobiidae. Bases 33 to 869 code for a protein of 278 amino acids. Gene Ontology annotation, cellular component: plasma membrane; axonal growth cone; neuronal cell body. The record is from RefSeq and is a predicted model, not a curated record.
GGUUGUGUAAUCGUCUAAGCACAAAAUCCACAAUGGAAGAAGAUCUGGAUGAGGGGCAAAGCCAGAAAGGAUGCCUGGAGUGCUGUCUGAAAUGCCUGGGCGGUAUCCCGUACCCGUCCCUGAUAGCCACCAUCCUGCUGUACGCCGGAGUGGCCCUGUUCUGUGGCUGCGGACACGAGGCUCUCACUGGCACUGUCACCAUCCUGCAGAACUACUUCGAGGUGGUGAGGAGCCCUGUGGAGGCACUGGACGUCUUCACCAUGAUCGACAUAAUUAAGUACGUGAUCUAUGGCAUUGCUUCUGCGUUCUUCGUCUAUGGCAUCCUGCUGAUGGUGGAGGGCUUCUUCACUAGUGGGGCCAUCAAAGACCUGUACGGAGACUUCAAGAUCACCACCUGCGGACGAUGUGUCAGUGCCUGGUUCAUCAUGCUGACCUACAUCUUCAUGCUGGCCUGGCUCGGGGUCACAGCCUUCACCUCCAUCCCCGUCUUCAUCUACUUCAACAUCUGGAACAUCUGCCAGAACGCAACGUCUCUGGAGGGGGCCAGCCUGUGCUUAGACCCACGCCAGUAUGGUAUCGUGCCCAUCGCUGAGGCCAAAACUGUGUGCGCCGGCUCUGAGAAGUUUUACAGGAUGUGUGAAUCCAACGAGCUGGACAUGACUUUUCACCUGUUCAUCUGUGCACUGGCUGGAGCUGGAGCCGCUGUCAUCGCUAUGAUCCACUAUCUGAUGGUGCUCUCUGCUAACUGGGCGUAUGUCAAGGACGCGUGCCGGAUGCAGAAGUACGAGGACAUCAAGUCCAAAGAGGAGCAGGAGCUGCACGACAUCCACUCCACGCGCUCCAAAGAACGCCUCAACGCCUACACAUAA